CGUGGGCAGCAAGUUCCUCGAGAAGAGAUACCUCGACUUCACCCUGCGUGGCAGCACGUGGUACUACAAGGACAGGCUGGGGCGCACCCGAGGUCCCUGUGAGGUGAUCAACCUGCGCACAGCGUGGGCGGCGGGGAUCAUCGACGGCAACACCUUUGUGUGGGGCGACGACAUGGACGAGUUUGCACCGAUUGACGCAGUGUACGGGCUCAAGCAAGCGAUCGAUACUCCUGAUGUCCGCCUGGCCCACAGCAGGAACAGCCAUGCUGCACCGCAUCGGGCGGGGCAUGAACCCUCUCAAAGUCAAAAAGGGCUUUGAGGGGGCAAAGAGAUCCCUCGAGGAGCGGCAGGAGGAGGCAGUGGCGGAGAAGGAGGUUGAGCGCACCGUGCUGCGCAACCACGGGGGCGCGUGGCCGGGCAACCAGGCACCCGCGCACGCGCUCUUCCUGUGGGCCAGUGGUGGAGAGCUCACUAAAGUGCUCGACCAGAAGCCCAAGAGGUUUCCCAGCAAGUUCAUCUCCUACGAGCAGAGGAAGAAGCUGGCGCAGCGCAUCCCUGGCCUGCGCCCGUGGGAGGUGCUGGAGGUGGAGCAGCUCUUCAACUUCCUCACCUUCCGCGACGACUUCUGGCGCAGCAAGCUUGGCACCUUUGCCACUCCCCCCGAGAAUUCCGAGGCUUAUGAUGAGGAGAUGAUGGAGGAAUGGGGAGAGAUUAAGGAUGCCCUAUCAGGGGCUUUUCCUGAGCUGACCAGGUGAUGAUGCAUGCAUGCUAUCUGAUGGACAACCUCUGUAUUUGGGCCUUGGAAGGUACUAAAACUAGUCAUACAGGGGUUGAUCAGUGCCCAUACGUGUUUUUCCUUGAUAUAAUGGUAUUACUGUGGAAUCAUGGUUGGUUUUUCUUUAUUCAACAAGGCUGUUUUUGGGAAGGUGGACUAGCAAGGUGCAUAACACAUGAUUGGCGCCAUUUGUAUUCUUGCUGUGGAAGU
Messenger RNA from Closterium sp. NIES-67, 985 nucleotides. The record is from the annotation of a GenBank genome assembly. NCBI's taxonomy places the organism in Eukaryota, Viridiplantae, Streptophyta, Zygnematophyceae, Desmidiales, Closteriaceae.